Dreissena polymorpha is the source of this 4528-nucleotide messenger RNA. RefSeq names its product contactin-like. Gene Ontology annotation, molecular function: protein binding. Gene Ontology annotation, biological process: cell-cell adhesion. Lineage: Eukaryota; Metazoa; Mollusca; Bivalvia; Myida; Dreissenidae. The record is from RefSeq and is a predicted model, not a curated record. Bases 158 to 3652 code for a protein of 1164 amino acids. The transcript has 25 exons.
GUGUAUCGCUGCUAUAUAUCAAACCUUCAAACUGGGUCAAACCUGAGUUACCUUCAGAAAAUAAAGAGAUUAUUAUUAUAUAUUAUUAUUAUUAUUAUUAUUAUUAUUAUUAUAAAGCGAUACCCCUGUUACGUCAUACUUGACGUUCACGUGCAUAAUGGUAAACAGACGGGGCGUUUGUGUAUUAACGUGCGUUGUUGUUUCUGGAUUAUUUGCCUUUAUUGACGCACAAAUUGGAUUAAAUGGUUGCAUUGACGGCUGGACCCUGUGGAACAAGCAUUGCUAUGGUUUCAUAUCGGACAGGCGUCUCAUAUUGGAGGAGGCGGACUCGUAUUGCUGGACCCACGGGUCGCGGCUGUUGACCGUGAACAACCUUGCAGAGCAUGAGAUGGUCGCCUCCUGGCUCAAAGACAACGACGUCGUCUUACAAUCUACCUGGUUUAUCGGUGGUUACUAUACCAUCGACACCGUAAAUUGGGAUACCGGUGACGUCAUAACUGAUGCAAUCACGCCUGAUCUCUGGAACAUUGCUCCGAACUUGAUUUCAGACCUGUACAGCAGAAUUGCGUACGCGUACGGGAAUAAGCAUACGGCAUACGGAUGGACGCUGGUUUCCGGAAGUCGACACGCGAAUUUCAUUUGCGAGAUGUCGCAAAUUGAUGUCCAGUUUACUGACGUCAUGAACAGAGAUUACGAUUACGGUCACGGCGGGCUGAAUAGACAGGAGAUACCCAGGGGUCCCUUCAUGACGCUGGAGCCUCGUAACGUUGCGGUGAUCGGAGAGGGCACGGAGACCUCCAUCGCACUAGAGUGUUCCGCUAGCGGCAACCCGCCACCCGGAUAUACCUGGUACCGAGGAAACACUACCAUCACAACUGAGCAGAGCAAAAGGUACACGGUGAGCGGCGGGCGGUUGAUCAUUCAGGGCCCCCGUGACAGCGAAGACGCCGGUAUGUACCAUUGCAAGGCCGCCAACUCGCUGGGCACCGUCCUGAGCAGGACCGCAGUCGUGCAGUUUGGAUAUCUGCACGCGUUCUCGCCAGUGAAAUCAGACGACCAGGUGGGCACGGUGUUCGAGGGAGUCCGCAUUAGUUGCUUCACACCAGCGUACAAUCCAGAGGUGCGGUACGGCUGGUUUCAGGACCACAACACACACAACUACAUCUUCCCGAAUCACCCUGUCCACUUCAUCUCGCAAUCCGGCUAUCUGUACUUCUCCGAGGUGCAGCCCACCGACGACCGCACCUACUACUGCGUCGUGACGCUCGUUGCCCCUCACGACUACGACGCCGAUACGACUAUGUCGCCCAGCAGAGUCGGUCUGGGGACCAAACUUAUACUCAGACCCGGAAAGACGUCAAACAACUACGGCCCCAUCAUUUAUACGCACACGUUCCCGACCCCGGCGUUGAGGGGAAGCCUGGUGCGCCUCGAAUGCGUCGCUUAUGGAUCCCUUCCGUUGAUGUACAGCUGGAGUCGCGCUGAUGGUCAGCCGUUCGUCAAGGGGACGCAACUCAGUGACAUUAACCGCGUGCUCACGAUAGCCAACGCGCCGCUCGAGGCGGAUGGAGACUACAUCUGUAAAGUAGUCCGUCAGGGCAAAGUCAGUAAGACGGUCACCAUCUCGCUGUUUCUUGAGACAAAGCCCUACUUUUCGGACCCGAUCAACAACAUGUUUGUGGACGCCGGGCAGACGGUGGUCUGGCGCUGUAAGGCGGUCGCCCGACCUCGAGCGAGUUUUUCAUGGUACAAGGAUGGCGUGCUACUGACACAUGUGCCCGGUAAGCUGGAGGUGAGCGGGAACAAGCUGACUAUCAGCAAUGUGGCGGCAGGUGACAGCGGCAUGUAUCAGUGCGCCGCCACCAACAGACACGGCACGUCCUUCAGCUCCGGCGAACUUCAGAUUCUAGACGGCGUGGUGAUAGAGCGCGGUCCCGAGCCGACGGAAGUAGCCGUCAACGAGACGCAGUUCCUCUCGUGCUUCGUCGAUGUCGCAAGGAGCGAUAUUGACGUCAAGUACCGGUGGAAGUUCAAUGGACAUUACAUCGACUUUAAACGGCACCAUCAUUUUAUAUCGGGUAUGAAGGAAGGCGCCUCCGGCCUCUACAUCCGGGAGGCUCAGUACGCUCAUGAAGGCGAGUACACGUGCGAGGCACAGACGCCCCUCCAAGUGGACACUCGCACAGCCAAGGUCACCGUAAGAGGUCCGCCGGGCGCUCCAGCAGGUGUGUACGUUGACGGCGAAACGGUGACGUCAUUCAGUGCGCGCGUCAUCUGGACUAUGACAUCAUCAAUGGAACACGGUGCUCCCAUCCUGUCUUAUGAUAUCGAGGCAGAAACUUUUUACGAUCCUGGAAACUGGACAAUAGUUGCAAGAGACGUUUCGGAGAGCACUGCAGUCGCGACGGCUAAAAACAACGGAAAUCGCAGCGAUCAGCGCUCUACCAACCUCACGGGAUUGGUUCCGAACACGAACUACCGGUUCAAGGUGCGCGCCGUGAACGCCUUUGGUCGUGGAUCAGAGAGUUGCAGACCUUCCGCGUACAUCCACACGCCUUCAGCGCCCCCGUACCGCGCCCCGCACAGCGUGGGAGGAGGGGACGGCAAAGUGGGGACACUCAACAUGUCUUGGACGCCAAUCCCCGAGUCGGAACAUUGUGGCCCAGGGCUGGGUUACACACUGUACUGGAAACGUCAGAGCACGCGAGAACGAUACGACUGGCACAAGGUCGUGCUACUCGGUCACGUGGGCAUGUACUCGGCGCAGGUCGGGGUGGAGAACUACUACCUCGGGUAUGACGUCAUGGUGGGCGUCUUCGACGACCUUGGCGCCGGACCUAACUCCAGCGUCGUCACCGUCUUCUCCGCUAUGGGCAUGCCGGAUAACGUACCUAAGAUUACAAGCGUCAGCGGAGUGAACCUGUCGAGCGUUCUGGUCACGUGGGACCCUAUUCCGGACGACAGGGAGCACAUCAAGGGCAGCAUUGGCGGCUACACGAUUCAGUACUACUGGAACAACCUAGGGUGCAGCCCGUUAAAAGGAUGUGCGGUCACCAACCUGCGCAAUCGGAACAUCUAUGGCCAGGCGAGCGAUGUGCUACUGAUUGACUUGGAAAUAAACUCCGAGUUCUUCUUCCGCUUGCAAGUGUUCAAUUCCGCCGGAAGGGGUCCAAAGGGGGAAUGGCGUCGAGGGGAAACAGCCAACAACGCGCCCAUUAACUACCCCCGGUUUGUCACGGUGACGUCACAUGGUCCCAAUAGCGUCCUGGUCACGUGGCAGGGGAUCAUGACGACAAAGAAUGAGGAAAUUAUUACGGGAUACAAGGUAAAAUGGUGGCUUGUGCAGUCGGAUAUCCGGCACGCCAACGAGACGACGACGGAACUGCUGGAUACCUCGGCGGUGCUAAAUCGCCUCCAGCAGGAGAGCGUCUACCAGCUCAGGGUGCUGGGAGUCAGCGCCGGCGGAGACGGGGCCAUGAGCGACUCGGUGUUCUUCACUUUAAAAGGUGGCAUGAUCCAGAUCGACCCGGCCACAACCGAGAUCUGCUACGAAGGCGUGUCCUGUGGAGCAGUACCACUCUGCCUAGGGGCGGACAUACGGACACUGAUGCUGAUAACAAUCCUCGUGAUGCGGCGACUGGUCACGCCCUAAAGAAUGGCACAAACAAUGCUGCUCAUAGAUUUAACUUGUGCAUUGAGAAAUGUGAACAAGGCAGUUACACAGUAUAUUUGCAGUUGACAAUUCCUACCUAGAUAGAAAACUUAGACAUGCAUUCAAUUAACUAGUCUGAUAUGAACUUGACCACGAUUUCUGACGUAGCUGGUUUAUCGUCGGUUUUUUAUUGUUUAUUGCAUUAUAAUUAUACCCUAUGCAUGUAUUUAAAUGCAUCUAUGUCUUAAAUUGUCCAUACUAGUCUGACUUGUUAUUCUAAACGAUCUUCAUAUUUCUGACAUGUUGGAAGCCUGAAAAAUCUUCGUCUUUAUUUUUAAUUUUUAUAAUUUAGUAGCAAAGUAAUUUAAAAAUGCACAUAAUAAUCGUUUUAUGUUCAUCUUAUUAUUAUCAGUUUACUUGCCUGGUGUUAGAGGAAACCUCCUGACUUUGACAAUGCUAGUAUAUACUAGACGUCUUCUUUUUGAUAUUUUUAUUUUGGAUUUCCAAGGACAGUCGUUGUCGAAAAUUCUAUUGCCGAUUAUAACGUUGUCGAUUAUCACGUUGAAAAAGCGAUAUUGUGAGUUUGAAUAAAACAAAUAACGGUUACGAGAAAUUGCCGUUAAAAACUGGGCUUUAUACACUUUGUGAUGUUGGAAUAUGUUCUUUAUAAUUUGCCAUGACACGUUAAUUAUUCCAAUAAUAAGUAUUGUUUUAAACAUUCUUUUACAAAACACCAAACCGUAGUAUAGUGAUGUCAUAUUGAUUGAAAGUCCUGUGUUAAUGUCAUUUACUUAUGAAACGAUACUUUAUUUAUAAUAAUAAACAAUGAAGACGAUGUACUUAUGUAUAAGUCUUAAUAAACUGUCUGUUAUGUUC